Molecule: messenger RNA, 2886 nt
Organism: Gamsiella multidivaricata
Lineage: Eukaryota; Fungi; Mortierellomycota; Mortierellomycetes; Mortierellales; Mortierellaceae
Exons: 4
Coding region: 110-2785 (891 amino acids)
Molecular function (GO): protein binding
Source: RefSeq, a predicted model, not a curated record
GGACCGACGGCAAAGUCCUGAAGCGACAACGACCUUACUUGACCCGUCAACCAUCCUUAUCCCUCCGCUCACGUCCAGGGUCUCUUUCCGCACCACUCGGAGACACUAAAUGGCUCAUCUAAUGGCUGCAAUAAACAGGAGGUCGUUCCUGUCAAACGUCGCUCUUGUCUCAAAUCCCAGGCUUGUCCAACAGUGGAAGCCAGGCACACCCUGCCAAAGCACUCUUCGAUCCUACUCUCGCAAGGUAAAGACCAGGAUCCAGAUCGAGACCUCAGAACUGGAACACGAGAUUCGGCAACUGGAAAAGACGAUUAUUGAACAAGAGCGGAAACUAGCGGCAAAGCGGACGUAUGAAGAGUCUAUUCGGGAAUCCGAGCAACGCUCAGAGGCGGCAAAAGCUAUCUACAAGAACCUGACAUCCCCUGUCGCAACUACAUCAGCUCCGAAGCAGAUCUCUGGCAAUCCCAAUGCACAUUCGUUUCUACCCGAGACCUUUCUUCAGGAUCUAAAGCUCACUUUCCUGGAUACCCGUGGCGCAAAAGAUGAUGCGAUCAGGCAGUUGCAGAGCGGUCUAUCAUCGACAAAGGAGCUGCUUGCUGCGACAUCUGGAGCUAAGGAUGGCCAGGAAUCGGAAAAGGAGGCCAAAGAAGAUUCAUCAGGCACCAUAGCGACAGCUGACAAGGAUGCCAACGCUUUAGCUUUGGAGCGAGUUGGAAAAGUGGGUAUCGACAAGUGGAACCAACUGAUCUACGUAAAUGCCCUUGAAAGAAACUCCAACAAUGCUGAGCAGGUCAUGCAGAUGAUGGAGGACGUCGGAGUCCAGCCCAACAUGGAAUCGUUCAGUUACCUUAUGGAGGCGUACGCCAAUUCAGGUGAAUUGAAGAAAGCGCAAGACACCAUUGAGCUCAUCCUGAAAAGCGGUCUUGUCCCAGCCAUACCGGCAUACAACUCGCUUAUGAAGAUCCAUGUCCGAAGACGAGAUAUUACGGGCGCAUUCAAGGUUUUUGAAGCCCUCAAGAAGCACCACAGUCCGGAUGUUGACGUGUUCACCAAUUUAGUCAAAGGAUGUUUACGAGCAGGGGAGUAUGAUCUUGGCUGGAAAGUUUUUGACCAGAUGCAGCGCAGUGGAGCGACACCCGUGGAAAGCACCUACAGUCUUAUGAUUCAUGCCUGCGCAAAGACGGACCAGGUCGAGAGGGCUCUCGAUAUCUUCAGGACCUAUCCCAGUAGACACCUGCAGCCCACAGACGCCACCUUCAACAGCCUCAUUCAUGCCUGCGCGAUGCGACCAGAGUACUUUGCGACGGCGUUUGCGCUUCUUAAGGAAAUGCAGGACGUGUAUGGAUUCGAGCCCGAUAUUCUGACGUACAACACUCUGCUAUUUGCGUGCUCAAAGCGACAAGAUCUUUUGACGGCUCGUAGAGUCUUCCAGAAGGUGGUGCAGCUAGAUAGCGAAGGCGUCUUGGCAUUGGACGGCAUCACUGUCACCAAUUUUUUGUGGUGUAUUACAGAGUGGAAAGACACAGAAGUGCAUCUUCGGAACCGCAAGUACCGUCUGAGAAAUCUGGAACAUGGACAGAUCCAGCUCGGUACAACAACGUCCUCUGUCAUCCAGACCGCUCCAGCUGAGAUUUCCAUUCGCCCCCUAUAUUUUUUGCUCCCCGAGCGGCCCCCGAAGGACGAGCGAGAGGCACUGGCUGAAGGGGAGUCGGUCUUUUCAUGGUUCGUCUCGCGAUCUGCCGAACGCUUCCCUUUCCUGGAAACCGAAGCCAAACCUCUAAUGCAAGGAUUUGAGCAGGGAGAGGAUUAUUCUAGUUCUGACGUCGCUACCACCAACGACAGUGCCACAGAUCUUUCUCUACCACGACUUUCGUUUCAAUCACCUAUCCGAACUCGACUCUUGAACGCCUAUCUCGCCAUGCAUGUGCGUCAUCAAGAUAUAGACAAAUCGAUCGUGAUCUACAGGAAAUAUUUUGGCCAUUUUAUGCGCAAGCGUGACAGCUGGACCUAUGCAACCAUGCUGGAGGGCUGCUAUUACUGGAAGAAUGUCGACCUUGGCGCGGAGGUGUUCAAAGACUGGCGAGACUGGCGCAAGAGCACGGGCAAGUUGACCGAAAAGAAGACACGGCAAGCCGACUAUCAAUGCUACCGCCGCAUGGUCAAUCUACUAGCCAGAACAAAUCACCUGGACGAAUCGAUCGCUCUAUUGGAAGAACUCUCCAUCGCGGCGACGCCCACCAAUACCCGCCUGCGUUCCGAAAUAGCAGCCGCAGCCGCAGCCGCAGCGACAUCCAAAUCGUCGGAGGGACUGAUUGCACUAUCGUCAGCAUCUACUAUAUCACCAACCACCACAUCAAACGACGAAAGCGAGCUGACUUCAUCGCUGUCGUUCCUAGAUCCCAUCCAAGACGAAGCAAUUCUCCCUAUUUACCCAAAGCUGAAGGAUUUCCCGGUCGUCUAUACCAAGACAUGGGAGCUCGAGGAUGAAGCCGCGCGUAAGAUCCUACUGCGGCUUUGUCAUGGCAAGCCCGACAGCGUCUCAUCGUCGUCUUCUCGGUCUUCAGCCGAAGGAAAGCCCCUGCAGGGCGAGUCGGAGACUGAGGACUCGAUAUUACCUGACUAUCAGGACAAGCGUCAGGCGCGGUACCAGAAGAGUAUUCGCAAUACCGCGAUCAAGUGGAAGGGCGAGCAUCCUCAAGAAAAGGGAUUCUAUGUCGGAAAUCGGCGCUUCCGAGAGCUGGACCAGGAUUUGUCAAAACGGAGUCAGGACCAACGAAGGCGCUAGUGAUUUAAUCAACGUUUCAAUCUUAUCUGCAUUUUUUAGAACCCUGUUCGCCAUAGAAUUGUACAAUAUAGCAUGCAUUAACUGUAAAAGAUGUAUUCAUG